This is a messenger RNA of Coffea eugenioides, 1370 nucleotides long. RefSeq lists its product as uncharacterized. The transcript has 9 exons. Bases 78 to 1139 code for a protein of 353 amino acids. Lineage: Eukaryota; Viridiplantae; Streptophyta; Magnoliopsida; Gentianales; Rubiaceae. The record is from RefSeq and is a predicted model, not a curated record.
UUAUAAGCAGAAACUGAUGAGAACGGAAACUCCAUGGUUGCUUUUUUCUCCCUUAGAAUUUGAGAAUUCCCCCAAGGAUGGAGGCGUCUAAGACUAGUUACGAUGGCAUCAACGAAGCUUAUCGCCCAAUCCCUUCUCUUAACUUGGCUUUUAUGGUGGUUUGGCUCCUCUCUGCAGCUUGUUGGACCAUCAACACUUACAAAAACCGCCAUUUUCAGACGAAUAAAUUGCAAUGGACACUGACCGCUGUUCCAUUAAUUAAAGCUUUGCAGCUGACCUUAUCUUUUCUCUUCUGGUACUCGUGCUUUUAUCUUCAAGUAUGCUCUUUAUGGAUGUCUUUUGGUGUCUUUGUAACUGGAGUGCUCUUUCAGACUGUAACUUUUGUGUUGUUCCUCCUGAUUUCUCAUGGAUAUUGCAUCACAUAUGAGCGUCUUUCCAUUAUCGAGCGGAGAACAACAGCUGCUCUUGGGUGUGUCUUUUACUUGACUCUUGUUGGUUAUCGAGCAUCCGUACCUUACUUCUCAGCUCUUAUGCUGCUAAACUAUUUCGUGUCCUUCUAUAUGAUAUUCCGCCACAUAUCCCAGAACUUGUUGUUACUACGGGAACAGUUGACAAUCAUUGAAGAUGAGGAAGUUCAUGCAAUGCAUGACACAAUCUGUACAAAAUACAUGAUGUUCAAGAAAUUUCAAGGUGCAAUGCAUAUUGUGGCAAUGGCAGAAUUGGCAAUAUUUUUUAACAUAAACGAUUCAUUGGACAACUAUUGGCUCCGGUUGGUGGUUAGAGAAUGGGCACAGUUCUGCAUUAUCCUUUACAUCGGAUGGACUUUUAGGUCAAAAGACUUGGCACCACGUUUCUCAGUUAUGCCUACUUUAAAGAGCAAAGGGACGAAAAUGGUGCCUCCGAUAUACAGCAUUGAAAUGGAUGCAACAACUUUCAAAGAGUUUAAGAGUCAUGAGUGGCAUAUUGGUGUGCCCACUUCUCUGCAGAAAGGACGCUUAGAGGGUUCAGUCUUAGUUGUGAUUCAGCAUCCCCGUGCAGAUACAAUGACCUCAAUCAGCCCUGCCUCGCUCUGCACCACUCAAGUUCAUGCCUCUAACCUGCCUGUAAACCAAAGAAACUUCAACAAUCAACUUGUAUAGCUGUAGGUAUUCACAUAUAUUAUUAUUUUCAUGACAACACAUUUUCUGAAAGAAAGGUUCGCGUAUGUCAUACCAGUUCGUCUAUUGUUAUAUGGACUUGAAACUAGAGCAUCUCUGAUGCAAACAGAUUCGUCAUUUUGUAACAUGUUGGGCAGAAAUGUGCAGCCUAAUCAAUAUGUAAAUGGAACAUGUUAGGCAUUUUCUCAUGUGGUAUCCUCCCUCCCAGGUUUC